This is a messenger RNA of Triticum turgidum subsp. durum (durum wheat), 2097 nucleotides long. The record is from the annotation of a GenBank genome assembly. NCBI's taxonomy places the organism in Eukaryota, Viridiplantae, Streptophyta, Magnoliopsida, Poales, Poaceae.
AUGCCAACUUUAGAUUCCUUAACGAGGUGGUGGCUGACAUUCAUGCAUCCUCCUUUUAAAGAUAUUUUACAUACUUGGAUGCCUUGUAAAAUAGUUUCCCUAAUUUAUGAUAUCUCUUGCGUUAUGGAUGGUGAUGACAGGUACUUAGUCGUCAUUGAUGAUAUAUGGGAUAAAAAUAGUUGGGAACUAGUCAAGACCGCUUUGGUGUGUAAUAAUUGUGGAAGCAGGAUCAUCACAACUACUCGUAUACUUGAAGUUGCCACAAGAACUGGUAAAGUAUACAGGCUACAACCACUUUCUCGUGAUUUAUCGGAGGAUUUAUUUCAUAGAAGAUUAUUUGGGGGUAAAAUAAAUCAGCCUAAUCAUCUACUGUCAGAGAUAUACAAUAAAAUUUUACAUAAAUGUGGUGGUGUACCAUUGGCUAUAAUCACAAUAGCUAGUUUGCUUGCCAGUAAACCGGUGGAGCUUUGGUCUAAGGUAUACACAUCAAUCGGUUUUGGGCAUGAAGAGAAUGAAGACGUGGAAAACACAAGAAAAAUACUUUUAUUUAGCUAUUAUGAUCUCCCUUGUCACCUAAAGACUUGCUUAUUGUAUCUGAGCAUAUAUCCUGAAGAUCAUCUGAUUGGGAAAGAUAGUUUGAUAUGGAAAUGGGUCGCUGAAGGUUUUAUCCACGAGGAACCAGGGUUAAGACUAUUUGAGAUUGGUGAAAGGUACUUCAAUGAGUUGGUGAACAAAAGCAUGAUAAUGCCGGUAGAAACACCUUAUCAUGGAAUCAUAACUGGUUGUCGUGUCCAUGACAUAAUGCUUGAUAUGAUAUGCCUAUUGUCAAAGGAAGAAAACUUUGUUACUGUAUUGGAUAGUGACGAGCAAUAUACAACUUCACAUUGCAACUCUCGUAGGCUAGUUGUUCAUCGUAGGGUCAGACCUCUGGCUAGCACAUCUACAUUACAAGCAAGGUCACUUAAUGCAAUUUGCAGUUAUGAGAUGUUGCCAUCACUUUCAUGCUUUGAAGUUUUGCGUGUCCUAGCUUUGGAUGGCCCCACUGAUUCACACAAUCCUAAUUAUCUUGAGCAUGUUGGGAAGUUAGUUCACUUGAGGUACCUGAAAUUAGCGAGCAUGGGUAUGCAUGAGCUCCCAAAGGAAAUAGGAUAUCUAAAGUUCCUGAUGGUAUUGGACUUGGCUGGGAAAAGCAGAAGUAAACUUCCAGAGAGUAUUCAUCUACUAAGUCAACUCAAGUGCUUGAACAUCAGCGAAACAAAGAUUGAAGUGCCGUAUUGGAUCGGAGAUUUGACAUGUCUAGAAGAGCUAUGCCUAGCAGAAGUUGGUAUUCACUCAAACUUUUUGACAGAACUGGGUAAGCUGACAGAGUUGAGGAAGCUCCGCAUUUCUAAAAGUGUGACUGUAGGUGGUAAUAUCGCAAUGAAUAGUUGGGCGGAGUCUGUAGCCAAACUGAGCAAGAUCCAAGUCAUAGACAUUGAUUUUAUUCUCGUGUACAGAUUCUCCAGUCAUGUCGACAACCCCUGGGAACGAAACAUCCUCCCUCCACAACUCCGUGUGCUGCGCAUGGCCUAUCAAGAACCCGGGCUGGUGGCAACGAUUAAUCCCUCGCUUCUUCCCAAUCUCUCCCAUUUACAACUAAAUGUAUACAGUCCAGACCUGGAGGUCUUUGGAAGUUUCCGAGAGCUUGUUUCCCUUGAGUUGGUCACAUGGUCAGCUCUCCACCAUGACACCAUCGGCGGUGUAGGUGCAUUCCCCAAGCUGAGGGUCUUCAAGACACAAGCAACGACUUGUUCGUUUCAAGAGGGAGAUAUGCCGGUCCUUGAAUCUCUUGAGUUCCAAGCCGUAGCACAGUCCAAUGAUGAUGGCAUUAGCAUUGACUUCGACUUUGGUAGCCUAGGGAACCUCCCUUUCCUUCAGGAAGUCAGAGUCUAUUUAUGGGCUCCACUUGCAGAUUACAAGAAUGCUAAGGAAAUAGCAAAGCGUGCAAUUGAUGUGCUUCCCAACUGCCUUAGGCAUGAUAUCACGCAACAGGAUAUGAGGGAUUGGAGUCGGAGGUUGGAAGCAUUACCAAAUCAGCCACGGAGAAAGAGAAGAUAG